Molecule: messenger RNA, 552 nt
Organism: Saccostrea echinata
Lineage: Eukaryota; Metazoa; Mollusca; Bivalvia; Ostreida; Ostreidae
Product: alpha-2B adrenergic receptor-like
Exons: 3
Coding region: 1-552 (183 amino acids)
Biological process (GO): adenylate cyclase-activating adrenergic receptor signaling pathway
Cellular component (GO): membrane
Molecular function (GO): G protein-coupled receptor activity
Source: RefSeq, a predicted model, not a curated record
AUGAUGAUAUUUUUAAUUACAUGUACAUUUACUAUUUUUGGAAACCUUUUUCUGGUUUUCAAAGUGGCGAGGAGAAGACAGUUUGACAGAAAAAUCAAAGUUUUUGUAAUUUCCUUGGCUUUAGCUGACUUAUUCAUAGACAUAAUGUUUUCAACCUCCUCAAUUUUACAUUUCACGUGUAUGAACAUUGACCGAUUUGUAGCUGUUAGUAAACCUUUGAAAUAUUUCCAAAUAAUGAAUAGAAGACUGGUUACAUGCAUGGUAUUUCUUUGCUGGUUCAUAGCAUUUUCGAAUUCAGUGUUUGUACUUUACAUGAAUGCUAACAAAACCAUUUGCCGUCCACAUUACAAUCUUAGUGUGGAGGGGUCGGCAUCGUUAAUUGGAUCAGUGUUAGUAUUUUAUCUUCCUCUGAUGCUGAAUAUCAGUGGCAGCAUUAACAUCUAUCUGAGAGUUCGAACAAGAAGCCAGCAGCUGUGUCACUUGGCGGCAAACGAAGGACUUUUUCUUGAUCAUAAUCAGCAAAGAUCGGAAACUAGAGUUACUAAACAUUAA